AUGGCAGCACUCUCUGCUAUAACAUUCACAACCUCAAGAAACCUCUUCAACACUAACAAACCCACUUUCACUUCCCAGCCCACUUCACCAUAUUCUUGUCUUUCAUGUUUGUCGCAUGAUAGAGAAACAAAUCUGUCUUUGAAGUCAGUUUCUAAGACAAAGAAGUGCAUUCUUGAUGUGGGUUUGGGGCUUUUAGCUGCAUCAGUUCUUGCUUUCUCGCCAUUGGAUGCUGACGCUACCAGAAUUGAGUACUAUGCUACUGUAGCAGACCCACCAUGUGACCUUAACUUUGUUCCCUCUGGCCUUGGUUAUUGUGAUAUUUCUGUAGGUUCUGGGGUGGAUGCCCCAUAUAGUGAGCUCAUUAAUGUCCAUUACACUGCCAGAUUUGCUGAUGGGAUAGUCUUUGACAGCAGCUAUAAACGCGGCAGACCUCUCACCAUGCGCAUUGGUGUUGGCAAGGUCAUUAGGGGAUUGGAUCAGGGAAUUCUAGGUGGUGAAGGGGUGUCCCCAAUGCGAGAAGGUGGAAAACGUAAGCUUUAUAUUCCUCCCCCUUUAGCAUAUGGACCAGAACCUGCAGGAUGCUUCUCAGGUGAUUGCAAUAUCCCUGGCAAUGCAACUCUUCUCUAUGAUAUUAAUUUUGUUGGAGUCUACUCUGGGAAUAGGAGUAACAAAUAG
Messenger RNA from Dovyalis caffra, 675 nucleotides. The record is from the annotation of a GenBank genome assembly. Lineage: Eukaryota; Viridiplantae; Streptophyta; Magnoliopsida; Malpighiales; Salicaceae.